Pecten maximus is the source of this 3450-nucleotide messenger RNA. Its product is annotated as poly [ADP-ribose] polymerase tankyrase-2-like. Bases 402 to 2585 code for a protein of 727 amino acids. NCBI's taxonomy places the organism in Eukaryota, Metazoa, Mollusca, Bivalvia, Pectinida, Pectinidae. The record is from RefSeq and is a predicted model, not a curated record. Gene Ontology annotation, molecular function: protein binding. The transcript has 7 exons.
UAUCUUGGGAUUACUGGAUAUAAUAGUAUAGGAUAUGUGAGUUGUAUAAUAAUGCUGUAUUGGAUGUGUCAAAAAUAAUGAAUUUACAAUGGAUUGACGAUUCCAGGACUUGUGUAUACAUCGUGGACUUAUUGAAUUAGGUUUGAAUUCAGAUUCCAUAUUAGGCCCUAAUGGGGAAAAUCUCCGGUCGUUAGUUUCCAAAUUGAAGACGCGAUGUUUUGUAACGACUACAUGUAUGUGUUAUUGACUUGUUUAGAAUAUCAAAAUGAUUACGAAUGUGUAUAUGCCUAAAGUUUGUGACGUCAUAUCAAAAUCAUUAUAAAUAUAUUAACAUUUGAUAAUGACAAUGAAUAAUGUGCUUUUAAUUUGAAUGAAAACAAACUAAAGAAAUUAUAUCCGCUAUGGAGUUUGAGUGUUCAGAAUUAUUUGCGGUGAUAGCUGAGAAAUCACCCGAUACUCCCAAUCUAAGUCUACACAUCAUAAGAAAUGGAUUAGAUGUUAAUCUGCGGAGUUUGAAGGGAGGAAAUUUUCUCCAUCAUAUUGCCACUAGCUACGAAAGAGAGGGCGAUGCAAUGACAUUAGUACCAAUUGUGUUUCAACUAUCGAAUGCCGGGAUUCGAGCCAAUAUCCAGGAUACCGAGGGAGCUACAGCGCUUCACAUAUCAGCGACUAGGUUUGGAGGUCAUCAACUUGUGAAAUCACUACUAAUGAUCGGAGUAGAUCCCAACAUUCGGAACUCCUCGGGAAAAACAGCUUUGGAGCUUGCAAAGGAUUGUGAUCCAUAUAGCUUCAAGACGAUAAAGGUUUAUCAACAGGGUAUUUGGAAAGCUGUUAUAGAAAGAUCUACCGAAUCUAUUAUGAUCUUGAUUGGGUCCUGGUGUAAGACUGACGAUGAACGCAACGGCAAGAAACUGAUGGAUGUAUGUAGUCUAGUUUGUGAUGAGGAAACUCAGGACCUACUCCGUAACAGUGUCCCUGUGUACAGACUGGCACACGCGGUUUUGGCCAAGGACAAGAAACUUGUAAGGAAGAUUCUCAAAUCGAACAAAACUUUAGAUGUGAAUAUGAAAAACAUGACACACAUCGACCCGUAUGGACGGCAAGUAGCACUUCCGUUGCUUGGUGAGGCUGUCUUCCUGUACAUGCGCAGUAUGAUACAGAAGUUGAUUAACUAUGGAGCCGAUGUCAAUGAAACGGUGGAUGACACAGAGUCCUCUGAGCCCCUGUUUUUGUUUCUAAUGAGAACAUUGCCGUCGACUACAAAUGCCUUUGAGAUUUUGGAAAUCAUUUUAGAAAAUGCUGAUGAUAAAUUUAUAAGAUCAUCUUCCUCGGAAAUUCUCAACAUUAUUAGUGAUAAAGAUUAUCCAUCAUUUCUUAUUGACCUUUUGACCUCUAAAGGACUACAGUUCUUCGAACGAGACCAGGAUGGACGUUCCUUAACAGAUCUGAUCUAUCUAGAAAAUGUCGAUGCUGAUCCACAAUUUCUUCGGACCCGUAUGGCAUUUGUCAACCAGCUUAUCAUCGACCGGGCGCUGGAGGGGGAUGUACAAUUCUUGGAAAAGCUUGCAAAUGACUCCUAUGACCUUAGAUCGGUGGAAGACAAAAACGGAAAAGACCUGAUUAGUAUCAUCAUGGAAGACGGUAAAAAUGCACAUAUGGUCGACAUCUUGGGAUAUCUUCUCGAGUAUCAGUGCGUUAUAAGAAAGCUGCAUCAUGCUGUUACAAUCGGCAACCUUGCAAAGCUGAAAGAGGAUAUUACACCCAAGUUAUCGGUAUGUCGUGACAUGGGAGGGCGUGGUCUACUUCACAAAGCAGUCAUGUUUGAGCGGAAAUACGUCAUCUCCUACUUGUUAAAAGAGUUUCCGGCCACCAUGAAGAUUCGUGAUAAUUGCCACAGAACUCCGCUUCACUGGGCUGCUUGUCUGAAGGAACCGGAAGUGGAGAAAGUUCUCGUGCAUCUUGGCGCUGAUGUCAAGGCCGUAGAUAAGGAUGGAAAGACUCCAGCAGCUUACAGGAAGGAGUCAGAUGUUAUGUACAAGUCGAUGGUGACCGAGCGUAAUACAGACCAUGGCCUGGACGUUUACUUACUCAAGAUUUAUCAGGAAAUGUCAAAAGCCAUAACAUCUGGAGACCUUCCGAGUGUCAAGAACAUUCGGAAGUUCAUGUUUAGUGACGUCACAUUGGAUGAAGUGCCAAACAAAAUGCACCAAGUCGAGGCUCCAUAUAGAGAUCUUGUCUCCCUAUGUGUUGACAAUAAUGAGGAUAUGAUUGGAGAAUAUUUGCUGGAGGAAGGUGCUUCCUGGGAUAUCAAGUACUCAGAUGGUACUAUGAAAAUUCCCUUACUUGAUGUCGUCACGGAGAAAGGGCUUCAUCUAAUGGCGGACUGGAUUAAACGGACUUUGGAAAAGCCAAAACACGAAUCGCCGAAGAUUUCGGCGAGACGGGCGUCUAUAAAACCUCAAAAAUUGGGAACGUCAACUGAUGACGCCAUGAAUGAAGUGCAAUCUACAUCCCGGAAGUCAAGUGUCGCGGCGGGAAGUGUCAGUGAAAUCCCACCGAAGAGCUGCUCUUGUGAUAUAUUGUGAUUACUGUUUGGUGUGUUGGAUUAUGACUUUAAGUGGCUGAUGUGUACAGUUACAUGGAUGAUGGAAUGUCCACAGAUUACAGAGUGGUCCCCCGAUCUUUCAGUUACACCAAUCAUUCUGAGACAUAUUUUAUAUCCCGGGGAAACCGUAGUUAACCGGGCAAUUUCCAAUUGCGUUUCGUUUUUCCUUUCAGUUUCUUCCGCUAAUUAUAUCAACCAAAACUAGUAUAUUCUAGCAUCAGUAACUAUAUUUUUUCUAAAAGAGUAUUAAACGCAAAAUAGUGUUCAUUGUCUAAACCAAAUACCUUUAUUACGUACAAGGACAAAUUCGACAGGAGCGAUUCCUUGUGUUGUGGCACCAAUGACGGUCAUAAUGAACGGCAAAUACAAUAUAGGAAAGGGACUAAGACAUUCCGAACGAAAGUCCGAAAAUUUUAUUUAGGGCAACACAAAGUGUCUAUACAUACAUUAUUUCGAGCACCACAUACAUACAUUAUUUAGGACAACACAAAGUGUCCAUACAUGCAUUGUAUCAUUAGACAGAGGAUAUGUUGAACUUCCGGAUAAGGAAAAAUAGAGACGAAAUAACCAUAUGAUUUUAUGAUCAUUUUUAUGCAUUAGUUCACAAACAUUAUAUUGCUUGAAAUGUUCGAACGUGUUGUCCAAAUAUACAUGGAUUUCGUAUAUUUAAUCAUAUAUUCGUCUGAUUUAGCUUUAAGGAGUUAAUGAAUGCUGUAAUAUUGACCAUUUUACCUGUUUCUUCAUAGCUUUUUAUCGUAACAUCUCUUUGUCCAAUUCUACAGUAGUUUAGUUUGUUACUAAAAUUACCAAAAGGAUUUGGUUAAGAAAUAAAAAAAUUAUCAAAC